AUGACGGCGUUCCCAGAACGCAUAUACGUGUUGCGUCCAAUGAGGCUAUACCGCUUCCGUACCCCGGUUUCUAUGACGCCUGAUGAAGCGGAUUUCGAUGGAAGCAGCUCGCUAGCGGCGGCGAAGGGGGUUGAUGAUGCUGCAGGGGAAUCCCUACCUCGCUUCUCAAUAAAACUGUGCCCUCAUAUCAUCGACGGUAACUCCAUAUCUGAUGGCUUCGGCUUCAAGUGGGAGCUACCAUGGUUUGUGAAGGGCCAAGGAGACAUCGCUUUCAUCAAACAAAGCGAGGAGCAUGAUAUCUCAGUGUCUACUUCCAGUGCAAACUUAUACUACACCAUCCAUGAAGCUUGGUAUGAGACCUGGUCUCAAAAGCCAAUUCUCCCCACCGGAUGCUGUUCCUAG
Molecule: messenger RNA, 402 nt
Organism: Microsporum canis CBS 113480
Lineage: Eukaryota; Fungi; Ascomycota; Eurotiomycetes; Onygenales; Arthrodermataceae
Exons: 5
Coding region: 1-402 (133 amino acids)
Source: RefSeq, a predicted model, not a curated record